UAACGCGCACACUCAUAUUUGACUUACAACCCCAUUGGUUCUCUCCAAAAUAAUAAGACAACAAACAAUAUUGCAUGACCAACCACAAACUUUCCACCCCAUUUCUCACUUCUCCUUCAAUAAAUACAUUCCACAACUAUACAAAUUUUGAAUUUUCCAUGCUACCAUACAAAUCAACCUUUAAGAUGUAAAGCUAGAACUUAGAAUAAAAAGCAUCAAAUUUGUAGAAUGGCGAGAGGAUUGAAAGUUCUAUCAGCUCUUGACUCAGCAAAAACACAAUACUACCAUUUCAAAGCCAUCAUCAUAGCAGGGAUGGGACUUUUCUCAGACUCCUACGACCUCUUCUCCAUAACCCUCAUCACAAAGAUGCUCGGAAGAAUAUACUACUCCGACGAAAACAAAAUCCGGCAAGUCAACCCUAUCGUCGUCUCCGCCCUCAUCUCCGUCGCGUUACUAGGCACCGCGAUAGGUCAGCUCGUAUUCGGGCGCCUCGGUGACCUGAAAGGCCGGCGCCACGUCUACGGGAUGGCCUUAAUGUUGAUGAUAAUAAGCUCUUUAGCUUCCGGCUUCUCCAUUUGUACGACAAAGAGAGCUUGUGUUUUGCUUUCUCUUGGUUUCUUUAGAUUCUUCUUGGGACUGGGGAUUGGUGGUGAUUAUCCAUUGUCAUCUACUAUUAUGUCUGAGUUUGCUAAUAAGAAGACUAGAGGGUCUUUUAUAGCUGCGGUUUUUUCUAUGCAAGGGUUUGGUAUAUUGGCUAGUGCCACGGUUACUAUGGUGGUUUGCUCGAUUUUUCGCCGCGGUUCGAAGCCGGAGUCGGCUUAUGAUGUGCCGGCGGAGGCUGAUGUUGCAUGGAGAUUGAUAUUAAUGAUUGGUUCUAUUCCGGCGGCCUUGACUUAUUACUGGCGGAUGAUGAUGCCCGAAACUGCCAGAUAUACAGCAUUAGUGGAACAAAAUGUGUUGCAAGCAGCAAAGGACAUGGAGAAAGUUCUAGAUGUAUCAAUGAGCCAAAUAGCCGAAGAAGAUUCAUCACCACCAAGCACAAAUGCUGCAUCAUACCCUCUUCUUUCAAGAGAAUUCCUGCGUCGACACGGCCGCGAUCUUUUCGCCUGUUCUGCUAACUGGUUUCUCUUGGACAUAGUGUUUUACAGUCAAGUUCUUUUCCAAGGUGAAAUAUACAAGCGAUACCUUAAGCCGAAUGACGAGCACGAUGUGUAUCAAGAAGCAUUCUAUCUUGCAAGAAUCCAAGCCAUUCUUGCUGUUUGUUCCACAAUCCCCGGCUACUUCUUUACCGUCUACUUCAUUGAUCGCGUAGGACGAGUCAAGAUUCAAAUGAUGGGUUUUUUCUUCAUGGCAGUGUCGUUUUUCGCUAUAGGGGUUCCCUAUUACUCUCAUUGGACAAGUCCUGAUAACCAUGAUAACAAAGGGUUCAUGGUUCUCUAUGGACUCGCUUUCUUCUUUGCGAAUUUUGGGCCUAAUACUACGACUUUUAUUGUCCCGGCCGAACUCUUUCCGGCUAGGUUUAGGUCGACGUGUCAUGGAAUUUCGGGAGCUGUUGGCAAGGUUGGUGCAAUCAUUGGUUCUGUUGGGUUUUUAUGGGCUUCACAUAAUAAGGAGGAGGAAGGAUAUCCGAAAGGAUUUGGAAUGAAAGCUUCACUUAUCAUACUUGGAGUGGUGUGUAUAGUUGGAAUGUUUGUUACUUACUUUUUCACCAAGGAAACUAUGGGAAGGUCUUUGGAAGAGAAUGAAGUUGAACAGUCUCAUCAUAGUGAAGAAUAUAAUGAUCUUUGAUUUAUAUGUGCAUGUGUGUAUGUGUGUAAAUUGAUAUAUAGUGCAUCUCAAAUAAUAAUUAAGCAAAAAUGUUGGUUCUGUGGUAAAUAUCUAGUUGUUGGCAAUUUUGAAUAACUUUAGAAGAAUAAGAACAUUUACAGCCAUCUCAACACUCUAACUUUGGAUCACAUUAAUGUAGACACGAAUACCGCACACGAUACUAAUAUUGAUAAGUCGGCGUCGAUAAUAAUU
Molecule: messenger RNA, 2019 nt
Organism: Vicia villosa (hairy vetch)
Lineage: Eukaryota; Viridiplantae; Streptophyta; Magnoliopsida; Fabales; Fabaceae
Product: probable inorganic phosphate transporter 1-8
Exons: 2
Coding region: 229-1788 (519 amino acids)
Biological process (GO): transmembrane transport
Cellular component (GO): membrane
Molecular function (GO): transmembrane transporter activity
Source: RefSeq, a predicted model, not a curated record